AUGUCUUCCCCAGGCCGCCCCGACUCCCCCCCAACUCUUAAUCCUCCACCAUCCUCCCCUCUUCCCCUCCUGCCUCCCUUCCGCGCUGCCUCAGGGACAUCCAGACCGACAGCAACCGACACAGCGCGGCAGCAAGGCGUCCUGCUUGGUCUUUUGUCAAGCGUUUGUCGAGUGAUUGAAAGCUUGUACCAAGAUCUCCGGUUUCUGGAGAGAAGAUUCGGUGGGGAUUCUGUGCGCGCGUCGAAGCAGCAGCUGGAAGAACGCAGGAAGAGGGUGAGGAUUGUGUGGAAAACGGUGGAAAAACACCCCGGGUUGGCGUGGGAGGGAGAGGUGGUGAGGUUGUGCGAGAGGAUGUUGGGGGAUAUCUUGAAAGGUGAGGGAAGGGGCUACAGGGGGCGGAUGGGUCUUGGCGCGCGCAAGCUGGUGGGCGUGGGGGUAGAUGUAUACCACCCAUUCAUCAAUAACGGAGAGAGCACCACCACCUUCAUGGUGCCAUGGGGAGAAUACCUUGGAACCUUCACAGGAACUAUUACGGACGUUGAAGAGGAAGUAGACAAGGCGGUAAAGAAGCUGAACGCCAAUGACCGGAAAACUUCCGGCACAUAUGGUGGUGCCGGCCCGGGAGGAGGAGUGAGGAUAGAAUCGUUGAUGCGGCCACUAGGGUGA
Molecule: messenger RNA, 666 nt
Organism: Neurospora tetrasperma FGSC 2508
Lineage: Eukaryota; Fungi; Ascomycota; Sordariomycetes; Sordariales; Sordariaceae
Exons: 3
Coding region: 1-666 (221 amino acids)
Source: RefSeq, a predicted model, not a curated record